Molecule: messenger RNA, 4837 nt
Organism: Seriola aureovittata
Lineage: Eukaryota; Metazoa; Chordata; Actinopteri; Carangiformes; Carangidae
Gene: agps
Product: alkylglycerone phosphate synthase
Exons: 20
Coding region: 1231-3132 (633 amino acids)
Biological process (GO): lipid biosynthetic process
Molecular function (GO): alkylglycerone-phosphate synthase activity; FAD binding
Source: RefSeq, a predicted model, not a curated record
CAACAACAUCACAAAACUUACACAUGUGGCAUUUAACACUUUGAUGAUGGUGGUUUAUUAUGUGAAAACAUUCAUAGUCAGACAUAUCAAGAUUUUCAAAAAUGUGGCAAUGGAAUUAAAAAAAUAUUAGUUUCAAACUAUAGAUCUAUCGUCACCUUCGGUUCAAGUUGCCAGUUUUACUUAUAUAUACAAUACACAGGGUAGACAAUUAGUAAAACUAAAAACAAAAUUUUGAAUGACAAUCCAAGCAUCAUUUGUAAACUUAAUGCAGUCCACUUUAAUAUACACUUAUUACCCAUCAUUAAUCUGUUUUGUGCUCAUGACUUCCUGUCCCUUUGAACAUUUCAAGUGGUUAUACCAGAAAAGCUGAAUUCCUUGUUACUGUUUCACAACUAUGCAAACUGACUGUAAAUUCCUGACUCAAUGAAGACUAUGUAAGCAGCCCUAUAUUACAAGGCAUGCUGGGAAAUACGUAAAUGGUGCAUUCAAGUGCUCCACGUUUGCUCCUUUUUCAGAAUGAAAUGAACAUGUGCAACUAUGUUUAAUUCCCUGGUUUAAAAGUUAAAUCAAGAAAAGUGAAAACAUAGGCCUACAAUAACAACACUUUUAUAAUUAACCAUAUCAUGAUUACAGGCAGAAGUGCAAUUCCCUCACAUUUGUUCUGACCUAAAACCAAACACACCAAACCCACACCUUAAACAUAAUUAUGUCAGGGAUGUCACUACGGAUUUUUUUUUUUUUUUUUUUUUUUUUUUUUUUUAAUAUUAUUGAUUAAUGUGCUGAUACUUUUCUCAAGUCACGAGGUGCCGUAUUGCCAGGGUUAAUUUUGUCUGAACUAUAGUCUUAAACCCAAACAUAUACUGUUUACAAUCAUGUAAGAAAAAUACAGUUAUCAAAUGCUCACAUUUGAGAAGCUACAACGGGGUUGACAUUUAAUUUUAUGUUGAUCACCUAAUCGUAUCAUUUGAGUGCCCAAUAGCCUUUUAACAUACUGCAAAUUAACCGUCUGUUAUAUUUACCAAACUGAUAAUUAUCUUACAAUGUAUCUCUAACUCACAAACGUGGCAAAGAGGGGGGGUCCAGUCGCCAGGCAUUUACCACUUUUUGGGUCAUUCAUGUGGACAGAGUGUGAUAUUUCCGACGGGCUGUGAACGCAGUGCACUUUCGCUGCGCUGACCUCUGACAGGCGCUCAUGGAUCCGCUCCCUCCUUUCACAAACACGGAAGCAGCAUGGCGUCCAACAGCAGCGGCGGCAGCUCCGACAGGCAGCGGAUCGCACAGCAAAGACUGAGGAUAAUUGCCGGGCAUUUACAGAGACCGGUGGACGGUGACUCGGCCAUCCUAGCCGCGGAGUGCAAAGCCCAGGGGAGUCAGCCAGAUGCUUCCAGUGAGGAGAAGACGGUGCCGAGGAGGAGGCAGGAGAUUAUGAAAUGGAAUGGUUGGGGAUACAGCGAUUCAAGAUUCCUCUUCAAUAAGAAAGGUCAAGCAGAAUUUACUGGCAAAAGGUAUAGACUAAGUGGUAUGAUCAUCCCUGGUCUGAAAGAUUGGUUUGAAAGCACCUUUGGAGCCAGUCUGCAGCAUAAAACCCCAGCAACACCCAUUCUGAAUAGCAGUGCUGUACAUCCUCCCACUCUUAACGAGACCUUCAUUGAGGAACUGAAAUCCACAGGUAUUCCUUUCUCUCAUGAUGCAGAGGACCGGGUGUUUCGUGCCCAUGGCCAUUGCUUACACGAGAUCUUUGCCCUCCGAGAAGGGAGAUUUGGUCGUGUUCCAGAUAUGGUAGUAUGGCCAAACUGCCACAAUGAUGUAGUGAAAAUUGUGGAACUCGCAUCCAAACAUAAUGUCUGUUUGAUACCAUAUGGAGGAGGGACUAGUGUCUCCAGUGCUCUCGAGUGCCCCAAAGAGGAAACUCGCUCCAUUGUCUCCCUGGAUACCUCACAGAUGAACCGCAUUCUGUGGAUUGACGAGAAAAAUUUAACUGCCCAUGUGGAAGCUGGCAUCGUUGGUCAGGACCUGGAGAGAUUGCUUAAUGAGAGUGGCUACUGUACAGGGCACGAGCCUGACUCCAUGGAGUUCAGCUCCCUGGGGGGCUGGGUAGCAACCAGAGCAUCAGGCAUGAAGAAGAACAUCUACGGCAACAUUGAGGACCUGAUCAUCCACGUAAAGAUGGUGACCCCUCGAGGUGUCAUUGAAAAGAGUUGUCAGGGCCCACGCAUGUCCACGGGCCCAGAUAUUCACCACUUCAUCAUGGGCUCAGAAGGAACCCUGGGUGUGGUUACUGAGGUAACGAUGAAGAUUCGUCCCAUGCCGGAGUAUCAGAAAUAUGGCUCGGUUGUUUUCCCUAAUUUUGAGCAGGGAGUUGCUUGUCUUCGAGAAGUUGCCAGACAGAGGUGUGCUCCAGCAUCUAUACGACUCAUGGAUAAUGAGCAGUUUAAAUUUGGUCAUGCCCUGAAGCCUCAAGUGUCUUCAAUUUUCACAUCUUUUUUGGACGGGUUGAAGAAAUUUUACAUCACCAAGUUCAAAGGGUUCGACCCCAACCGCUUGUGUGUGGCCACCCUGCUGUUCGAGGGAGACCGUGAGAAGGUUCUGCAGCAUGAGAAACAAGUUUAUGACAUUGCUGCAAAAUUUGGGGGCCUGGCAGCUGGAGAGGACAAUGGGCAAAGGGGCUACAUGUUGACCUUCGUCAUCGCUUACCUCCGGGACUUGGGGAUGGACUACUAUGUGAUCGGGGAGUCCUUUGAAACCUCUGUGCCUUGGGACAGGGUGUUGGACAUUUGCCGGAAUGUAAAGGCGCGCAUCGUUCGAGAGUGUAAAGAGAAAGGAGUGCAGUUUCCACCGUUAUCCACAUGCAGGGUGACUCAGACGUACGACGCUGGUGCCUGUGUCUACUUUUACUUUGCCUUCAACUACAGGGGACUCAGUGAUCCAGUACAUGUGUAUGAACAAGUGGAGCAUGCAGCUAGAGAAGAAAUCCUUGCCAAUGGAGGAAGCUUGUCACAUCACCAUGGAGUGGGGAAACUUCGGAAGGAGUGGAUGAGAGAGACCGUCUCCAAUGUCGGCAUGGGGAUGCUCAAGUCUGUCAAAGACUUUGUGGACCCCAAUAACAUCUUCGGCAACAGGAACCUCCUCUAAUAUCCCGCUCCUCUCCAUCUGUAUCUCACCUUUUUCUAAAAGCAUCUUGUGCGUUUUGGAUUAAUAGAUACUAAAAGUGAAUUUAAAAUGGACAGAGAUUUUGUCUUUUUCAUCAUUAGUGUAAUUCAGUGCCAUUUACUGAUUCACCCAAACCUUUUUCUUUUACAUUAUAUUGCACUUAAUAUGCUGUAACAAUCUUUGUCGUUCAUGUUGAAGCUCAUUUCUGCUGUUGUGUCGUGGCCUCAGCUUGUUGGAGCGGCAGCCACGAUGCAUCCUGACAUGAUGCAACAAAACCUUGAUUUUUUUUUUUUGUCAUAUUUGCUUUUGUUUAACCUCUUCCUAAAAAUCCUUGCCAACAUAGUUUACCCUUAAAUUUGUUUUUAUUUUUCUCAUGUGUGUGUGUGGUUGUGUGUGUGUGUGUGUGUGUGUGUGUGUGUGUGUGUGUGUGUGUGUGUGGUGUGUGUGUGUGUGUGUGUGUGUGUGUGUGUGUGUGUGUGUGUGUGUGUGGCACUUCUUUAGUGGUAAGUUCUAGAUGAAUGCGCUCUCUAAAGCCCUGUGCCUUUCUAAAGCUUUUGUCUGCCUUCCUCUUCUCCUACUGCACACUCUGGUGUACAGUGAGUCCCUUUGUGAAGCUAAACAGACUUGGACAUGAUGGUGUCAGUGUCUCCUGUUUGUCUUUUUCAUGCCCUCAUGCCUUUUGUUGUAUUGACCUAUUGCCAUAAGAGACUUUCUCGUCUACGUGUGCGUGUUCCUCUACUGACCAACUUGUUCCACUAAAAACUCCACAGCCCCACCAAAAAGUAAUAACCCUUAGAAUUACAGUAUGAUUACAAAGAGAGAUAAUCCUUGUGUGUUUAGUUUUUGUACUGAAAUGGUUUUCCUUGCAUGGUUUGUUACUGAGAAAGUGACGUGGGAAAAAAAAGCCAUCGCGUUUUUUCGAUCAUGCCUGCUUCAGUCUGACCGUUUUUGCAAUUUAAGGCCUCUGGAUCCCGGUGCUCACGUUGUACCAAAGACUCAACACAUCAGACCAUAUAAACAUUACUAUAAACAUCUGUCUGAUUAUGUAACCGCCACCUUCACAUACAUUCAAAUCAUGCACAGCUAAAGUAGAUUUUUUUUUUUUUAAUCCACAUAUGCAAAGACGACCCUUCUGAGAGAUAUGAAAUGUCGAUAUUUGUGACUGUUACAUGUGCUAAAACUUUCUAUUAAACUCUACUACAUCAUGUUUCCUACGUUAAAGACACUGUAUUGAAUUGUUUCUGCUCCAUAUAAUUGGUUGUUCUUUGUUGUUAAUUGUUAUUGUAUCUAUAUUAUGUAAGAGGCUUCUGGAAUGGAUACUGUAAUGUACUACAAUUUGAUACCAGACUUGUAUCAUUUAACUACUCGUUUUGAAGCCAAGUUUAGCUUUAAGAGAGCUGUCUGCUUUUUUUUCCUUCUGAUCUGUGCUUUGCAUUUUUCACAUUUUCCUGGACCACCAUGUCCUUUUAAUUCUUAAUAUUCCCCCAAAGAAACAGAUUCGUUUGGGAUCCACUCACCAUCUGAUAUUUAACCUUCCGUGUCAAAAAUGUGUGAGAGCUUUUGAAUGUUAUGGACGUACCUGUUUUUUUUUUUUUGUUGUUGUUAUUUUCCACUUCUCUUAACAAUGUAGUAACAUCCAAGUACAUUUUGUCAACGCUGUUUGUGCAAUAAAUUGAACUAAAACAUC